ACUAUUCAAUAGCGCUUGAAACAAAGUUGCAUUUUCAGGUUGAACAUACAAGAUGGCGAUGAAGGAAUGGCUGCAGUGGUUGCCGCCGCCGCGGUCGCUGCUGGCACUUCUGCUGUCGGUGGCGGGCUUCAGCGGACGACUGUUUGCUUCACACUUCACACACUCACCGACAUUACUCGUCGACACAUGUCACUCGCUCUGUAGACUUGUAGGACUUAUUACAACCGUUCUAGCAUAUAAGUACGAGAGAGCAGACGAGGGUGCUGGCCGCGAAGGUCGUCUUCGAAACACAUUUGGCUGGGCGCGCAUCGAAGUGGUGGGCCGUUUGUCUGUGCACGUACUGUUCGCGUCGUUCGCGCUCGCGCUGGUUGUGAACGCGCUGCAACUCGGCGUGCAUUCCUCGCACGGUCAGCCUCCGCGCUACCCGAAAGUCAUUGUAGGGAGUGCCGUUAUUGGACUCCUGCUACACGCUAUCAACUAUAUGCUGCUAGCUGGUCGGGAACUCAGCUACAGCAGGAGGCUGAGUAUGACAGAGGGAGGAGGAGUGAUACUCAAGACGGGAGCAGGAGAGCCAAUAUUGGCACACGCUCCCACAGAUAUAGCAAGUAGCUUAUUUGUGAUUGGCGCCGGGCUAACCUUGGAGUGGGCACCGGAAGCAGCCCGUAUCGCAGAUCCAGGCUUGUCAGCUUGCGCUGCUAUUGUCCUUGUCAUCUUUAACUAUCCAUUUAUACGGUCAGCGGGUCUGGUGCUGCUACAGACUGUGCCUGAGGGGCUGGGUGCUUGCGAGCUGCGCACUGCCGCGCUGCGUCUGCCGGGAGUGCUCGCCAUACACGAACUGCACGUGUGGCAACUGCACAGAGACCGACUGGUCGCCACCGCGCAUGUAGUCUACGACGCGCAUAAGAAUUACCUGCACAGCUCUGCACUAGUGUCUGACCUAUUCAAGCGCUAUGGAAUAGGGUUGGUUACUUUGCAACCAGAAUUCGACCUCGUCGAUAUUAUGGGAUCAGAUGAGGAGAAAAAAGCUUGCAUAGACUUAGCAAAUUUAACAUGCGCUAGUCCAUGCGCCAAAGAAUGUGUAGCUCCACGGUGUUGCGCCUCGCCAAGGAAACAGUCAAUUACACGCAUCUAAACAAACCCAGUCUUAACAGAGCGGCUGAAUGACAUUGAUUAAAAAGUGCCUAUUUCAUCUUAUAAAUCGACCCAAUUUCUAUAAAAACAAAUAUCAGUUAUCUACAAAUUAGAAUAAGAACAAAUUACUUCAUUGUGGAAAAUGGAAUUACCGAUUGAAUAGUUAUAAGAAAUUGUUGAAAGCUGUCUUAAAUAAGGUUAGAAAAAGCCUUUUGAUAACCAAAUUUAUUCUUUGUUUGUCUCAGUCUUUAUUCAACGUUGGUUAAACCGUUACCUGCUUUAAGUGCUCAAAACUAAUGGACCCAAUUUUAUGAAAUGUGACGCCGCCAAAGAAGUAUCUGAUCGUUAUAAUUAGAUUAUAAUCUAUAUUAACACAAAUUUAUAAAUGUAGAACAAGAGUGAAAGUGUUAACAACAAGACAGCUACAGAGCUAUCAGUCCUAUCCAAUCAGAGAAAUUUUAAAACUAUUAUUCGUGGAUGAACGACAAGACCCUCUGCCCAGGAACUAUGCGCGUAUUAAACGGGUUUCGUUAUACAUUACCCGAUAGAAAGGAAUAUUGUAACAAAUAAAUAUAACGUUUGUAACAAUGAACUUGAAUUCGCGUCAAAUUCGCCCCUUCUGUUUUAGGGUGACAGAUAAAUGAGCGUGUGGGUCGAGUGUAUUGUUUAUUAAUUUGUUGUUUAACUAUUUUAUAAGUAUUUCUGGUAGAGAAACUCGUGUUCCCUUUUCUACAGUCACCAAAACCAAAAAAAGUUAAUUAUUAUAAGUAAUCCUAUAAGUCUUUUGAAUUAAUAACGCUCAAAUAUAUUUGAUACAUAUAUUUUCUUGAGAAAUGUUGUGAGAAUUCGAAUCUGUAUCCAGCAAUAGGCAAACCUCCGCUGCC
This is a messenger RNA of Diatraea saccharalis (sugarcane borer), 2015 nucleotides long. The record is from the annotation of a GenBank genome assembly. Lineage: Eukaryota; Metazoa; Arthropoda; Insecta; Lepidoptera; Crambidae.